Molecule: messenger RNA, 897 nt
Organism: Synchiropus splendidus (mandarinfish)
Lineage: Eukaryota; Metazoa; Chordata; Actinopteri; Syngnathiformes; Callionymidae
Gene: stx2b
Product: syntaxin 2b
Exons: 9
Coding region: 16-897 (293 amino acids)
Biological process (GO): exocytosis; intracellular protein transport; synaptic vesicle fusion to presynaptic active zone membrane
Cellular component (GO): SNARE complex; presynaptic active zone membrane; synaptic vesicle
Molecular function (GO): SNAP receptor activity; SNARE binding
Source: RefSeq, a predicted model, not a curated record
GAGCGAGAUGGCUUCAUGGAGGGCUUCUUCAGAAGAGUGGAAGAAGUCAGAGGGCUCAUUGAUAAAAUCGCCUAUCAAGUGGAGGAGGUGAGGAAGAUGCACAGCACGAUCCUGUCUGCUCCCAACCCAGAUGACAGAACAAAGGAUCAGCUGGUGGCACUGACCAAUGAUAUCAAAGGAAAUGCCAACGUGGUGCGGACAAAACUCAAGACCAUGGAGCAAAGCAUGCCCAAAGACGAUACGCUCACCCGAUCCUCUGUUGACGUCAGGAUCCAAAAAACACAGCACACAGUUCUGUCCAGGAAGUUUGUGGAAGUUAUGACCGAGUACAAUGAGACUCAAGUGUCUUUUCGGGAAAGAAGCAAAGGACGGAUCCAAAGACAGCUGGAGAUAACUGGACGGGUGACCUCGAGUGAAGAGCUGGAAGACAUGUUGGAGAACUGGAACCCGUCGAUCUUCACCUCCGAUAUCAUCUCAGACUCUCAGAUCACACGUCAGGCCUUAAACGAGAUCGAAUCCCGACAUCAGGACAUCAUUCGGCUGGAGACCAGCAUCCGAGAGCUUCAUGCGAUGUUCAUGGACAUGGCCAUGUUGGUGGAGACUCAGGGAGACAUGGUCAACAACAUAGAGAAGAACGUGUCGGAUGCUGUGGAGUUCAUCAUUCGAGCUAAAGAGGAGACCAAAAAAGCAGUGAGAUACCAGAAAAAGUCUCGAAGGAAGCUGCUGUCUCUCAUCGCGUGUGGGGCUGCUACCAUCUUCAUCCACUCACCAUCUCUGAGUGAUGGGUCGCUCCUUUCAGGAUCAGACAGGCAACGGCUUUAUAAUAAGACUGUCAUUCAGUGUCCAGCAGCAUUACAGAUAGAUCUCCUGACCACAGUGAGGAGCAGUGAUGGGUGA